AUGAGGCUUUGUAUCUGGACUGGAGAUCCAGGUCUCUUUCCCGUCCUCCUGCUGGGUCUACUGGCCUCCUGCUCUGUCCAAGUGGGAGCCAACCAACAGGACCAAACCAGGAAAAGGCACUACUACAUAGCUGCUGUGGAGAUAGACUGGAAUUACAAUGGCAAUGACACGCACAGAUUCAAUCCCACAUACAAGAAAGUGGUUUUCCGGGAGUUUGAGAAAGACUUCACACAGCCAAAGGUUCAUGAUCCCUCAUUAGGUUUGCUCGGACCAACGCUGAGGGCCGAGCAGAACGAAAUCCUCGUGGUCACUUUCCGAAACCUGGCGUCACAACUGCACAGCCUCCACCCACACGGCAUUGCUUACGGGAAGAACUCCGAGGGAGCGCAGUACUUUGACAACACAUCUCAGAAAGAAAAGGAGGACGAUGUGGUGAAACCGGGCAGCGAGCAUGUAUACUACUGGGAGGUGACACCCGAUGUUUCGCCCAAACCCGAUGACCCAACCUGCCUCACCUAUUCAUACAUCUCCCACAUAAAUUUGGUGGAGGACUUCAACUCCGGCCUCAUUGGCGCAUUGCUCAUCUGCAAGAAUGGCAGCUUGGAUGAGUCAGUGAUGCAGGCUGGCGUCAAACGAGAGCUGGUCCUACUCUUUGGGGUCUUUGAUGAGCGAGAAAGCAUCUAUAAACCAAAGGACCACUCCUUAGACCAUGUCCACUACACCAUUAAUGGCUAUACCAAGGGAGCACUCCCUGGUUUGAGCGUUUGCACGUAUUCCUCUGUGAGCCUUUACCUGCUGGCCAUGAGCUCCUAUCCAGAGCUGUUCUCGGUACACAUCACCGGGCAGGUGCUGCAGCACAUGCGCCACAAGGUGUCGUCCCUGGGCCUCAUCAGCGCUUCCUCUACCACCGCCAGCAUGGUGCCUGUGCACAUAGGCCGUUGGAUGUUAUCCUCGCAUGUGCUCAAGCACAUUGAAGAGGGCAUGCACGCCUUCUUGGAUGUGAGAACGUGCGAGGGCAUCGAAGCACCACGGCGGAGGAUGACCCUUGAGCAAAGACGCGAAAGCAGGGAGUGGAAAUACUACAUCGCUGCCGAAGAGGUCGUCUGGGACUACGCGCCCAAUAUGCCCGAACAUAUUGACGAGAGCUACAAGUCCCAGUACCUGCAGCAGUCCUCAACCCGCAUUGGCAGGAAGUACAAGAAAGUCGUGUACACGCUCUACAAUGAGUCCUUCACACAACGAAUAGAGAAUAAGCAGAGAAAAAGUGAGCUUGGCAUCUUGGGUCCAGUAAUAAGAGCGCAAGUCAGAGAUGUCAUCAAGAUUGUAUUCAAGAACAUGGCUUCCAGGCCGUACAGUAUCUAUCCACAUGGACUGACGAUCCCAAAGUCAGAGGAAGGCGUGAACUACCCGGAAGGAGGCAACAAGACGCAUGCAGUCCAGCCUGGCGAAACACAUACAUACAUUUGGGAGGUGGCCGAGGAGGACGGACCUUUGAAAGGAGAUUCCAGGUGUCUAACACGGAUGUAUCACAGUGCCGUGAACACGCCACGUGACAUAGCCUCAGGUCUGAUUGGACCUCUCCUCAUCUGCAAGAGCCAGUCGCUUAACCUCAGGAAUGUGCAGGUCAAAUCGGACAAGGAGCAACAGGCCGCGUUUGCUGUGUUUGAUGAGAACAAAAGCUGGUACCUGGAUUACAACAUUCGGCAUUUCUGUGGUCGAUCCCGAGUCAACAAGGAAGACCCCGACUUUUACAAUUCCAACGUCAUGCACACUAUCAAUGGGUAUGUGUACGAGAGUGGGCCACUCUUGGGCUUCUGCAACGGUGAAGUGGCAACGUGGCAUGUGUUCAGCAUUGGCGCACAAGACUAUAUUCAGACAGCAACCAUCUACGGCCACUCAUUUGAACUACACACCCGCAAGGAAGACAUCCUCAGCCUCUACCCCAUGACUGGCGAUACCAUUACAAUGAGGAUGGCGAACAUUGGUGUUUGGCUUCUGGCGUCCCUGACUUCCCACGAGACAACCAAAGGAAUGCGCUUAAAGUUCCAGGAUGUUGAGUGCUUCCGGGACCACCAGUAUGAGUACAGUGACUAUGACGAGCCAGGAAAGAUGGAAUUUGAUAACUGGAACCGCGCGGCUAGCAAUGCAAAUAAGAAAGAAGAGGAAGUGAAGAAGCCAAAAGAGCCUGCCCCAAGCGCAACGGUGAUUGAUGACUACACAGAGAUGCUUGCCAGUCAGUUAGGUAUCAGGUCAUUGAAGAAGAAUCAAUCUUCAGUGGAUAGUGUGGAGAAGCUUGACUUGGCAUUCCUUGACUACGAUGCUGUUGAUGUGCCGGAUGGAAAAUUAACAAUCCGGACAAAAAAUUCAAUAUACGGUAGCAUGACACAAGACAAAGGCCCAAAGAGCAGUGCUUCUGGGUCAGCUUCAAGUCUUGAUAAUCAAAGCACUUCCAGGACGGAUAAAACCACACUUUCUAACAUAACAGCUUCAUUUAAGUUUGGGAACAUAUCAAACAAAGCGGCCAAUCAGACUGAGACAACAUUUGCAAGGUCAGCAUUAGAAGCUGAAGAAUUGAAUCAAACCUUAACCAGUGACAAUCUGACCGCUAUCUGCCUGGAGGAAAAAUCCAAAGAAGGCCCGAGCAACAUUACAACCUUGGGUAACCAGAACAGGACUGUAGUUGAUACUGUCCACAGAGCUAAUGCAACUAAUGCCCUUGAGUCAAACUGUACAUCCCUCUUGAAUAAAAGUCACACCUCAAGUGUCUCACAGCCCAUCAAUGCUACAAGAUCAGAUGAUUUCAAUGGUUCAGCAAGCAGUGAGGAAGUGUUUAUAUACCUCAAACAAAACCACACGGAAGUGAUUAAAACCACCUCAGUGAGGACAGAUAGUCACAACUGGACUUAUGACGGAACUCACAAAAAGGUACCAAUGGAAAUUCCGGACCAUUUGGUGAAAUACAUCAAAGAAACACCAACAUCCAAAAAGAAACCCAAGUUAAAGAGGGUCAAUGUCCAACAGCGGCCACAGAAGGGCCAAGGUAUGAAAACGAGGAAAAGAAAAGUAUACAAGCCCGAGGUCACAAGCGGUUUACCCCUCUCUCCUCGUGGAUUCAACCCUGCCAUCACCCCAAGAGGGUCACGUCCCGCUUCAACACAAGUCAUCUUAGAUGAGGAGGAGCUCAUUAACUUGCCUGUGGUAAUCGGUGUGCCCCGGCCAGAUUUCAGCGACUAUGAGUUUUAUGUUCCAGGAGAUGGGCCUGACCUUUCAUCUUCCGGCAAGCAGGAUUUGAACGCAGACGAAUAUGAGUAUGUAAACUUCAAAGACCCUUACAGCGGUCAUCAAGACAUUAAGAACUUCAACAUAGAGGAGACCGCUAAAUACUACUUAAAACACUCAGGGCUGAAUGUCAAGAUGUACUUCAUUGCUGCAGAGGAGGUUGAGUGGGACUAUGCUGGCCUUGGACAGAGAAGGCAGGAAAAAUCCCUCCAAAACAGCCGAAACACAAAGUUCAAGAAAGUAGUAUUCCGAGGUUACACAGAUGGAUUGUUCAAAACUCCUGAAAUCCGAGGUGAAAAGGAAGAGCAUCUUGGUAUCCUGGGACCCGUCAUCAAGGCUGAGUAUGGACAAAGCAUCAUGGUGGUAUUCAAAAACAAAGCCAGUCGUCCGUUCUCCUUACACCCGAAAGGGGUUACCUAUACAAAGUGGACAGAAGGUCUGUCCUAUGAAGACGGCUCCACGCCCUCGUACAAAUAUGAUAAUGAAGUUCCACCCAAUGGUAAAAACACAUACAUUUGGAAGGUCCCCAGAAAGCAUGCCCAUAAUCCCGAUGAGCCACACUGUCAAACUUGGACCUAUCAUUCCGGCGUUAAUCCCGAAAAGGACAUACAUUCUGGCUUGAUUGGACCUUUGCUCGUGUGUCCAGAGGGCACUUUAAAUAAUGUGACAAACGCGAGGGAGUUUGCGUUGCUCUUCAUGACUUUUGAUGAGUCGCAGAGCUGGUACUAUGAGGAGAACCUUGAAACGAUGCUGCGUAAAAGACGAAGAAGAGUUAUGGACCCUAUCCUCAAAGAGAGCUUCAAGUUCCAUUCCAUCAAUGGUAUCACAUAUAGCCUUAAGGGCCUGAGGAUGUAUACCAACCAGCUCAUCCGGUGGCACCUGAUCAACAUGGGCUCUCCCAAAGACUUCCAGAGCAUCUACUUCCACGGACAGACAUUCCUCCAUACGACGACUACCAGCAACAGACACGCAGUUUAUCCGCUACUUCCUGGAGGUUUUGCUACCCUGGAGAUGAAUGCAUCCAAGCCUGGCCUUUGGCAGCUGGAGACAGAAAUUGGCUUCAACCAGCAGAGAGGGAUGCAGACACUCUUCUUAGUCUUCGAUAAUGACUGCUUCCACCCCUUGGGCUUGGAAUCAGGCAGUGUGAAAGAUGAGCAGAUCACAGCCAACAACACUCGAGGAUACUGGGAGCCACAUCUUGCCAGAUUGAACAAUAAAGGCAAAUACAAUGCAUGGAGCACAGACCAGAGCAACCAUUUUAUUCAGGUGGACUUUCAGCGUCCCGUGGUGAUCAGCCAGGUGGCCACACAAGGAGCCAAGCAGCUCUUCCAAUCCCAAUUUGUCACCAAUUACUCCAUAUCCUAUAGCAAUGAUCGCAGGGGAUGGAUCCUCUACAAGGGAGAUAGCAUAUACCCAAUAAAGGUGUUUACUGGGAACAACGAGGCCUAUGUGACAAAAACCAACACCUUUUCCCCACCGGUGAUUGCACGGUUCAUUCGGCUCCACCCUCUGCGUUGGUAUAACAUGGCCACAGUGCGCAUGGAGUAUUACGGCUGUGAGCUCGAUGGCUGCUCGGUGCCUCUAGGGAUGGAGAACAGACUGAUCGAGGAUCGUCGCAUCACAGCAAGCUCUGUGAACUCCAACUGGUACUUUGGAGACUGGAGUCCUUUUUUUGCUCGCCUGAACAAACAAGGAGCUGUCAAUGCAUGGCAAGCAAAGAACAGAGACAUGAAGCAGUGGCUUCAGGUGGAGCUGCCGGAGGUUAUGAAGAUAACAGGGAUUGUCACUCAAGGAGCCAAGUCUCUGGGGAAAGAGAUGUAUGUCACCUCGUACACUCUAAGGUACAGUGACAAUGGAAUCCACUGGCACGACUACACCGAGGAUGACGACGGAUCAACUAAGAUCUUCUUUGGGAACACAAACAACAAUGAACAUGCCAAGAAUUUCAUCUACCCUCCCAUAUUUUCUCGCUUCAUCCGAAUCAUCCCCAGAACGUGGAUGGGUUCUAUCACACUGCGGGUAGAGCUGUUGGGCUGCAACUUUGAGUGACAUCACCGAUCUCACGCAGGACAUCCAUCCAUCCAUCCGUCCGUCCAUGCAUCCAUCCAUCCAUCCAUCCAAUUUACAGUAUUUACACUGUCUGACACAUUUACACAUCUGACAGCUGGGUUGCCAGAUUACUUCUGUAAAAAUACAGUAAUCAUCUUUAUAACAUAGUAAAACAUUUUAGGUGGUAAAUUGAGCAAUCCUUUUCUGAUGAACUUAGCCAAACAUAAUGCUAAUUAAAAGCCUUAUUAUUUUAGUACAAUUUACUUGCACUUAUUGAACAUUAUGGUAAGAUGCCUACUCAGCCACCACAUAUGUCACACAUAUUGUACCAAUGGAGUCUUAAUGUGCUUAAUUCUAUGGUUAAUCACAACAUUUGUAUUUUUCCAUGUACUAGCAGUUGCCUCGUCAACCUAUUAAACAGUGAAAACUUG
Molecule: messenger RNA, 5759 nt
Organism: Syngnathus typhle (broad-nosed pipefish)
Lineage: Eukaryota; Metazoa; Chordata; Actinopteri; Syngnathiformes; Syngnathidae
Gene: f5
Product: coagulation factor V
Exons: 25
Coding region: 1-5328 (1775 amino acids)
Molecular function (GO): copper ion binding
Source: RefSeq, a predicted model, not a curated record